Molecule: messenger RNA, 3971 nt
Organism: Malania oleifera
Lineage: Eukaryota; Viridiplantae; Streptophyta; Magnoliopsida; Santalales; Ximeniaceae
Exons: 3
Coding region: 274-3492 (1072 amino acids)
Molecular function (GO): protein binding; metal ion binding
Source: RefSeq, a predicted model, not a curated record
UUAAAAGUUUUAAAUUAAAAUUUUUAAUCAGAAAAUAAUUAAUCAAAUUUUCAAUUGAAUUUGAUUUGAUUUUAGAUUUUUCUUAGUAAGUACAAUGCUGUACAUGCGUGUUGUCGAAAAGUCGCUGUUUCUGCAAAUAAGGCGAUUUCGUUGUUUUAAUUUAAUUCAAGUUUGUUCCAACUUCCUACUUCGUCUUCCUCGUCAAUGCUCUGGUAAGAAGAAGAAGAAGAAGAAGAAGAAGAAGAAGAAGAAGAAGAAGAAAGGAAGAAGAAGAUGUUGGAGAAGAUUGGAUUGUCGGCAAAGCCAUCAGUGAGAGGGAAAAAUUGGGCGGUUGACGCUUCUCAUUGCCAGGGCUGUUCUUCUCAGUUCACCUUCAUCAAUCGCAAGCAUCACUGUCGACGGUGUGGGGGCCUAUAUUGUAACAGUUGUACCCUGCAUAGAAUGGUUUUGCGUGGACAAGGUGAUUCGCCGGUUCGUAUUUGUGAACCCUGUAAAAAAUUAGAAGAGGCAGCACGCUUUGAGAUGCGACAUGGCCCCAAAAGUAGGUUGGGAAGAGGUGGUUCAAGACUGACACCAAAGUAUGAAGAUGAAGUUCUAAACCAGAUUCUUGGUGAGGAUGAAAAGCGAUCUUUUUCAUUAGCACAGGAAUCUGCCAUCAGUGUCACUUCAGGUAUUCCAAAGGCAACAAGCAGUGCCUCAUGCUCAAAUAUUCAAAAUGUUGCAACUCAGGAUGAUGGGGGAGAGGUGCUUAAGAGUCACUCUGUGGAUGAGCCUAAUCAUGCGAUGGGUGAGAUGGGAUCUGCUAGUCCCGAAGAAUUACGUCAACAAGCUCUGGAUGAAAAGAAAAAGUAUAAAAUUCUGAAAGGGGAAGGGAAAUCCGAUGAAGCCCUAAAAGCAUUUAAGAGGGGAAAGGAGCUUGAAAGACAGGCUGGGGCUUUGGAACUACUAUUGAGAAAAAAUCAUAGGAAGGCACUGUCAUCCAGCGGCAUUGCGGAAAUUCAGAAAAUCAAAGAUGUCCCGAAAGAACCUGAGAGAAAAAAUAAGCAUUCUCCUCAAACGGGUAAAGAAAAAGAUGAACUUGCUGCAGAACUUAGAGAACUGGGGUGGUCUGAUGCAGAUAUUCACGAUGGAGACAAAAAACCAACCAGUAUGAGUUUGGAGGGUGAACUUUCCACUCUUCUUGGAAAAUUUUCCCAAAAGACUAAUCCUGAUAAUGGAACUCAUACCGUGGACAAGACACAGGUCAUUGCUUUAAAGAAACAAGCCCUCUUGCUUAAGCGUCAAGGGAAGCUCACUGAAGCUAAGGAGGAAUUAAAGAGAGCUAAAAUUUUGGAAAAGCAACUUGAGGAACAGGAAUUUUUGGUUGAGGCUGAAGAUUCUGAUGAUGAGAUAUCCUCUUUAAUUCGUAGUAUGGAUGUUGAUAAACACGAUGAUCUGUCAGUUGGGAAUGAUCCAGUUCAUGGUUUUGAUUUAAACCACCUCAUGGGUGUUGGUGAUGAUUUCAGUGUGGACAAUUUUGAAGUGACAGAUGAGGAUAUGGAUGACCCAGAAAUGGCAGCUGCACUGAAUUCCUUAGGUUGGACUGAAGAUUCUAAUCAACCAGAGGGGAUGAUUUCUGAGUCCACCCCUAGUGAUAGAGAGGCAAUAUUAAGUCAAAUUCAAUCUUUAAGAAGGGAGGCUGUAAAUCAAAGAAGCACCGGUAAUGCUGCAGAUGCAAUGCAACUGCUAAAGAAGGCAAAAAUACUUGUAAGGGACUUAGACAAUUCUGUUUCUAAAGGAAACAGCUCAAUCGCAGACAAUCCAAAUAUUGUUCAGAAGGAUUCAAACUAUCAAACUGCUAAGAAACCAUCAAGUUCUGAUAAGGUAUAUGACAUAAAUGCUUCUCAAAAAGAAGAAUUGAAUUCUAAACUUGCUCCAAAGAGUAAAUUAGUGAUACAAAGAGAGCUCUUGGGCCUGAAAAAGAAGGCUCUUGCUUUGAGAAGGGAAGGAAGGAUUGAUGAGGCAGAACAAGAACUAAAGAAAGGGAAGGUUCUUGAGCAGCAGCUCAAAGACAUGGAUAAUGCUUCAAAUGUGAGGGUUGUACCUGCUGAUGUUAGUAAUGAUACACAUGCUGAUAUUUCUAGUAGUCUGGGUAGUGCAGAUGAAGGAGAAGAAGGGGAUGUAACAGAUCAUGACAUGCAUGACCCAACAUACCUCGCGCUUCUAAAGAAUUUGGGUUGGAAGGAUGAUAAUGGAGUUGAUAUAUUUCCAUCAAAUGUUUCUAGACAGAGUGAUAGUCCUCCUGCGCAGUUCAUUAAUUCCUCUCUUGUCCAAAACCCUUCUAGUACCCAAAGUGGAAUAUCUAGAAGUAAAGCUGAAAUACAGAGGGAACUUUUAGGCUUGAAAAGAAAGGCCCUUGAACUUCGACGUCAAGGAAACAUUGAGGAUGCAGAGGAAAUGCUGAGAAUGGCGAAACGAUUGGAGGCUGAAAUGUCAGACAUGGAAGAAUCAAAGAAAGAAAUUCUUGUUGAAUCCCACAAAGAAAAUGUGACUUCUAGAUCUCCCCUUGAAAGUGCUGCUGAUGAAGAGGAUGUGGAGGAUGUUACAGAAAAAGAUAUGCAAGAUGCAUCACUCCUCUCAAUGCUGAAAAAAUUGAGGUGGAAGGAUGAAGUGGCUGAUGUAGAGUCAAAUUCAAAGCAGAAGGAUGAAGCGGUUGAAACUGUAGAUGCAAAACCAACUUCGGCCUUUGUUUCUCAGACCAUUCAAAAUUCCCUUCGGCAGGAAAUCCUGGCUCAUAAAAGGAAGGCAGUUUCUCUGAAGAGAGAAGGGAAAUUGGCAGAUGCUCGAGAGGAACUUCGGCAGGCAAAGCUGUUGGAGAAGAGUAUAGAGGAAAGUGAUCCUCAGCCCAGCACCAGUGCCAGUGAUGUGCCAAUUUCUACUUCUAAUGUUACUGCUGGUGGGCAGACUGAGCACAUUUCAUCUAAUUUAAGACCAUUGUCUGCUCGAGAUCGUUUCAAGUUGCAACAGGAAUCUCUUGGCCACAAACGUCAGGCCUUGAAGCUGCGUAGGGAAGGCCGGAUGGAUGAAGCAGAAGCUGAAUUUGAAUUAGCCAAGGUGCUUGAAGCCCAACUGGAAGAGUCAGCUGCCCAUGAUGCCACAAGGGCUUCAGUGAAUAAAGCAACACCAGUAGAUGAUAUGGGUGUUGAGGACCUUCUGGAUCCCCAACUUAUGUCUUCCUUGAGAGCAAUUGGAUUCCAGGAUGAGAAUACUGUAUCACACAGCCCUGAAAAAUCAGAGCCUGAGAAACUCACUGUUAAGAGUGAAAAUUCUAGCCAAGAGAGAGUCAAAAGUGAAAACUCUAGUCAAGAGAGUGCGAAACUGGAGGAACGUAUUAAGGCAGAGAAGUUGAAGGCAGUAAAUUUGAAACGUGUGGGAAGGCAAGCUGAGGCAUUGGAUGCUCUUCGACAGGCAAAAUUGCUUGAAAAGAAGCUGAACUCAUUACUUCAACAAUGAAAUACAUUAUGAUGUCCUGUUUAAUGAGUGAGAGCAUCUUCGAGAUUUGGACUUGAAUUAAAGUCCAUGGUUUUGAUGCCAUGGGACGAUGUGUGGAAAUGGCUCCUAGACAAAUGGAGGGAGAAAAAUGAAAAUUAAAUACCCCUUCCUUGAGAGCUUAUAUUUUAUUUGGAUUGGAAGAGAGGUUGUUAUAAAAAUGUAUCAUUAGUUUUAGUUAUUGAUGGUUGCCUUUUGUUAGUCAAUAGACAGAUACGAUUGUAUUUACUUCUUAAACAAUUAGAGUUUGUUAAAAUAUAUUCUGUUUGUUGUCUGUUAGUUGCUGCAGUUGUUCUUCACGUUCAGCACUUAACAGUUUAUUGUUUAUGUAUAGUUUUUCUGUUGUUUAGUUUUAUUGUUUAGUUUUCGUGUAUAUAUACUCUGCUAUAUACAAUGAGAAGAUAAGAGAAAAGAGAAUAAGAAUUUGAGUAGCUUUUCACGCA